Helianthus annuus (common sunflower) is the source of this 525-nucleotide messenger RNA. RefSeq lists its product as uncharacterized. Gene Ontology annotation, molecular function: beta-1,4-mannosylglycoprotein 4-beta-N-acetylglucosaminyltransferase activity. The record is from RefSeq and is a predicted model, not a curated record. NCBI's taxonomy places the organism in Eukaryota, Viridiplantae, Streptophyta, Magnoliopsida, Asterales, Asteraceae. The transcript has a single exon. Gene Ontology annotation, cellular component: membrane. Gene Ontology annotation, biological process: protein N-linked glycosylation; N-acetylglucosamine metabolic process. The coding region runs from base 1 to 525 and encodes 174 amino acids.
AUGUCGGAUGUUGACGAAAUACCUAGCGCUCACACGAUCGAUCUUUUGAGAUGGUGUGAUGGCCCACCACCGAUUCUUCAUCUAAAUUUGAAUAAUUAUUUGCACUCUUUUGAGUUCAGUGUUGAUCACAGCAGUUGGAGGGCUUCAGUACAUCAGUACCAAAAGGGUAAAACACGAUACGCUCAUUACCAACAAACAGAUUAUCUAUUAGCAGAGUCAGGGUGGCAUUGCAGCUUCUGUAUCCGAACAAUUACAGAUUUUGUAUUCAAGAUGAAAGCUUACAGCCACACGGAUCGAGUCAGGUUCUCACACUUUCUUGACCCGAAAAGGAUUCAGAAUGUAAUAUGCAACGGUGAUGACUUGUACGAUAUGCUUCCUGAAGAGCACACGUUUAAGGAUAUCAUAGCGAAAAUAGGUCCAAUUUCUCAUUCUUAUUCAGCAGUCCAUCUUCCAUCAUAUCUAUUAAAAAAUACAGAUGAAUACAGGUAUCUUUUGCCCGGUAAUUGCAUCCGUGAAGCGGGUUGA